AUGCCACGAUCAAAAAAACCUUUGGCUGAAGCAACACCCAAUGCAUCGAUUCCUUCUAAAGACCGAGGCUCUAUGUUGCCAAUCAUGGAAGCAAACAAAACCAAAGAUGAUGAUACUGCGGUCGAUUUCAAAAAAUAUGGUCAUUUGAUAGACAUGGAAUUGGAGCGUUGUCGUCUAAGUCAUGAGCUGUGUAAAGAAUGGAUGGCACUAGGUGUGACUGAAGCAUAUCAUGAUACAUUUUUUAUGUAUAUGGAUCCAACCAAAGCACCGGAUUAUACCGUCCUGCGCCGAGACAUACAAAAGUUCAUUACAAAUGCACUUGAAGAGCAGAAGAACCCUCCUCAAAGAGGUUCGUUUGUAUCGAGAAAACCCGAGAAAGAGAUUCCUGGAAACAAAAGACCUGAUGUGGUUAAAGUAGGAGGUUCAUCGCAAAGCUCCGACAAAUUACCAAUCAGUGAGAAUGCCGAGACUCAGGAUGAUCGCAGUAUCGAUAACGGUGAUUUGGAUGAAGAAAUUGUGUCAAAAUCGAGUUCUCAAGCUGCAGGUAAAAGGUCCAAUGGAAGAGCUACUGGUAGCCGGCGCAAUCGAGCUGAAGAUAAUGAGAAUGCUGUGAUCGAACCCGAGAACACCACAACAAUUGCGUCGACCUCUAAAUCCAACUCAAAAUCAACAGCCAAAUCUGUCCUUACGGACCAAGAAACAAAGCGUUGCCGCGAAAAGCUCAGAAGCAUUCUAAUGGCAGACGAAAAGGGAUUUGGGAAGGAAGACAAUAAAUACACUCCUUCAGCAGUCCAGUUCGAGUUACAAAUAUACCGCAAUGGCUUCAUGGGAUUUGGUUACAAACUUUGUGACUUAAUCGGCGUAUCGCAGGAAGAUUUUGAUGAGUUUAUGGUUUCCGCCUUUGGUAUGUCCAAAGAGGAGGGAAGUCAGAAUGAAGUUUGUCGAAGAAGUUGGGACUUGCUUCGGGAAUUGGAAAAAGAAAGAAGAGAUGGGGCUAGCUCGAAUGGAAAAACUAAGCAAACAAGUUCAUCAGGGACUAAAAGGGCCCCAGAUGGAGAGGAAGAAGGCUUCCCAAAAAAGAAGAAAAGAAAUGUUCUGAACGAGGAAAUAAUGGAUGCUAUUGCAAACAUUGGGCUGGAUGAUGAUGAGGAUGAGGAGUAUGGUGCGAUGGAAGUAUACGAUACUUGCGACUCGCUUCGAGAAAAAAUCCAGGAGUAUUUGGAUGAAACAGGUGUCAGUCAAGCCGCAUUUUGCCGCGCACUAUCGAAAUCACUGGACGACCAGAGAGUAACACCCGCACAGCUCAAAUCCUUCAUGUCAAAAACCGGACCAAAAGCUGGAAACACAUCUCUGGCAUUUUAUGCAGGCUAUUGCUUCAUGGAAAAAGUUAGACUUUUCGAAAAGAAAGAAAAAAGUGAGUUUCGGUUGGAAAUGGAGGAUAUCUGGGAUGGUACUCAACCAAUUACCUACGGACGUGCGGGAUUUGAUAUUUGGACACAAGAAAGUCAAUUCGUCCUUGGUUCUGCGACUUCAACAUUGGAGAUGGAUGAGUAUGGUGUGAUGCAUUACUUUGAGUGA
Botrytis deweyae is the source of this 1578-nucleotide messenger RNA. RefSeq lists its product as uncharacterized. The coding region runs from base 1 to 1578 and encodes 525 amino acids. The transcript has 3 exons. Lineage: Eukaryota; Fungi; Ascomycota; Leotiomycetes; Helotiales; Sclerotiniaceae. The record is from RefSeq and is a predicted model, not a curated record.